UAUAUACGUGCACCUAAGUCCUAGCAUCGAUCAGAUCAUUUGUUAGAGUCGUCGUAUCUACUCCAAUUUGCAUUUAAUUUGGAGCUUCCAGUGAAGAUGUUCUCACAAAGCCUGCGCUACUGGCUGCUGCUUCUCAUCAUGCGUAUCUUGCUCUCAUCCAGCACGCCCACCGCCGGCAAGGUGCCGGCGAUAAUCGUGUUCGGGGACUCCACAGUCGACACAGGCAACAACAACUACAUCCCGACCGUCGCCAAGGGCAACUUCCCGCCGUACGGGCGCGACUUCGAUGGCGGCGUCGCCACCGGCAGAUUCUCCAAUGGCCGCCUUGUCACAGACUUCCUUUCCGAGGCGUUCGGACUGCCGUCGUCUGUGCCGGCCUACCUAGACACCAGCUACACAAUCGACCAGCUCGCCACAGGUGUGAGCUUUGCCUCCGGAGGCACGGGGCUGGAUGAUUUGACAGCUAAAAUCCCAUCAGUUAUACCCUUGAACCAGCAGUUGGAGUACUUCGCGGAGUAUAAGGAAAAGCUGAAGCUUGCCAAGGGCGAGUCAUUGGCAAACGAGAUCAUCGCCGAGGCCCUAUACAUCUUCAGCAUUGGCACCAACGACUUCAUCGUUAACUACCUCGUCCUUCCUCUCCGCCCCGCCCAUUACACCGCGCCGGAGUACGUCACCUACCUCGUCGGCCUUGCUGACGAAGCCGUUCGCCAUGCCUAUGACCUUGGGGCGCGCAAGAUGGAGCUCACCGGCCUUGCGCCAUUUGGGUGCAUACCUUCUGCGAGAACGCUGAACCACGACGAGCCAGGCGAGUGCAACGAGGAGUACAACCAGUUGGCUAUGAGGUUCAACGCCGAGCUGAAGGAGGCCGUGAGGAAGCUCAACGAUGACCUCGCCAGCGCACAGGUGGUGUACGCAGAGACGUACAGCGUGGUGGCCGCUAUUGUUGCCAACCCGUCCGACUAUGGGUUUGAGAACGUAGCGCAAGGUUGCUGUGGCACAGGACUCAUCGAGACGUCCGUCCUUUGCGGCAUGGACCAAGCAUUGACGUGUCAAGAUGCUAAUAAAUAUGUGUUCUUUGAUUCAGUCCAUCCAUCCGAGGCGACGUACAGGAUACUAGCUGAUGAAAUUCUGAACAAUGCACUGCGAAUAUUCCUAUAACAUUUUGUAGAAGACAAUAUUUUUUUAACAUACAUUAAUUGCACGCCGGGGGUGCAAAUAAAUCCAAGUGUUAAAGUGCAGCACUAUUCUUACAGAGGGCCAUUAACUUCUGUAAAAACAAUAUCGUGAGCUAUCCUCUUGAUACAGGGGAAAUUGAUUAUAUAUAUGUGAUGAAG
Messenger RNA from Phragmites australis (common reed), 1334 nucleotides. Its product is annotated as GDSL esterase/lipase At4g26790-like. Gene Ontology annotation, molecular function: hydrolase activity, acting on ester bonds. The record is from RefSeq and is a predicted model, not a curated record. Bases 97 to 1158 code for a protein of 353 amino acids. Lineage: Eukaryota; Viridiplantae; Streptophyta; Magnoliopsida; Poales; Poaceae. The transcript has 3 exons.